AUGACUUCGCAUCCAGACUUACAACAACACUCAGAUGAAGGGGGUUCGAAUGCGACGCUAGCUGCUAGCGGGAGCCUUGAAGAGGCCACAGAGCGCACCCCUUUGUUAUCUCAGAAAGCGCGGGUAGACACGCCUACGAGUGCCAGCGAGAGCUCAGACGAAGAACCGAAUCCCGGCGGGCUCACGUUCGACGAAGACACCGCAGGCGGACUCGGCCGUCACCUUGGCGUGACCUCAUGCACGCUGCUCAUCGUCGGACGCAUCAUCGGUACCGGCAUCUUCUCCACGCCUUCCUCGAUCCUCACAAGCGUCGGCUCCGUCGGCGCGUCGCUCAGCUUGUGGGUCCUUGGCUUCUCGCUCUCGUUCUGCGGGCUGUUCAUAUGGCUCGAGUUCGGGACGAUGUUUCCGAGGAGCGGAGGCGAGAAGGUGUACCUUGAAGCCGUGUAUCAGCGUCCGAAGUACCUCGCGACGAUGAUCUUCGCGAUGCAUGCGAUCUUCUUAGGCUUCACGGCCAGCGGGUGUAUCAUCUUUGCUAGCAAUAUCCUCGUCUCAAUAGGCUAUGAAGCCAGCCGCUGGACAGAGCGUGGCAUCGCACUCGCAGUCAUGAUUUCUGUGACACUCUUGCAUGGAUUCACGCCUCGUCUUGGAAUAGCGCUCAUGAAUGGACUUAGCGUCUUCAAGAUAAUAAUCCUCUCGAUCGUAGUGGUCACCGGCUGGGCCGUCCUCAGUGGUAACACUCGUAUUGAUGACCCAUAUGCCAACUUCCGCAAGCCCUUCGAGGGCACGUCACAUAGUCCCAACGACUGGGCAUCGGGAACGUUCAAAGUUCUCAAUGCGUACGUUGGCUGGUCUAACGUGAACAACGUCCUGAACGAGGUUCGCAAUCCUGUGCGCACGCUCAAGAUAGCUGGACCGCUUGGACUGGGAAUAUGCGCUGUCUUGUAUUUCCUCGCCAAUAUUGCGUACUUCAGUGCAGCUACCAAGGAAGAAAUCGAUAACAGCGGAGUGACUGUUGCUGCGUUAUUCUUUGGCAAGGUGUUCGGAUCAGCAGCUCAGAGCGUCCUUGCAGUCUUCGUUGCUCUCAGUGCUCUCGGGAACGUCGUCACUGUCACCUUCGCCACAUCACGCAUCAACCAAGAGCUUGCGAAAGAGGGCAUCCCACUCCCGUUCGGCAACAAGUUCUGGGCAUCGAACUGGCCGACGGGGAAGUCGCCUCUUCCAGGCCUGAUCAUCCAUUUGAUACCUUCACUCAUUGUGAUCAUCGGCCCUCCACCAAAAGUUGUAUAUCCAUUCAUCCUCAACGUCGAGAUGUACCCAGCGCAGAUAUUUAACCUGUUUAUUGUCGUGGGUCUGUUCUAUCUACGCUGGAAGAAACCGGACGUGCAUCGGCCGUUCAAAGUGUGGACGCCCCUUGCAGUGUUCUAUUUCAUCGCUGCUGUCUUCUUGAUCAUCGCGCCUUUCAUCCGCCCGCCCAACGGCGUCGGCGAUACGCCUCCGUUGCCCUAUUACUUAUACGCCUUGGUCGGUAUUGCCGUUCUGCUCGUUGGCGUAAUCUACUGGGCUGCAUGGCGCCUUGUCUGGCCUCGUGUAUUUGGAUAUGUGCUCGAGCCACGGAAGGAGCGGCUUGAGGAUGGGACCGUUGUCACUGUCUUGACCGCAAAAAGAUCGACUAAAACGGAACUAUCUUUCUCUGCUGCCUUUUACUUGAACAUAUAGAUGUCCCUUGUAGUAUAGAUGUACUUCAGCAUGUAAUGCAAAAUGCGCGUUAAAC
Coniophora puteana RWD-64-598 SS2 is the source of this 1771-nucleotide messenger RNA. RefSeq names its product high affinity methionine permease. Gene Ontology annotation, cellular component: membrane. The coding region runs from base 1 to 1716 and encodes 571 amino acids. The transcript has 16 exons. Gene Ontology annotation, molecular function: L-amino acid transmembrane transporter activity. Gene Ontology annotation, biological process: amino acid transmembrane transport. NCBI's taxonomy places the organism in Eukaryota, Fungi, Basidiomycota, Agaricomycetes, Boletales, Coniophoraceae. The record is from RefSeq and is a predicted model, not a curated record.